ACAAAUUUUCCAAAGAGUUUUUGGGGAGUGUUGCUGGAGCGACAGUCCUUGGCCUUAUAUAAAGCUGGGUCGUUCCGGUAACGUAGACCCGUCUGUCGUGAGAACGCAAACAUCGCGAUCCGUAUUGAUGGUGUGACAGGCCCAUAAAAAUAUCGAUGUAUUUCUCCAUUAUUUUCUGCAAAAAUAUCGAUAUUUUUUCACCCAAACCUCGUUGAUUCAUCCCUACUUGACCGAUAUCUUUGUUAUUUCCUUUAUAAAUUUUAGCGAAUUUUCGUAACAAAACUACAGAAUAUUAGAUAUAAUUAAGUUUUUAUAUGGUGAAAACUCAUUAUGAAAUAAUGAAAGGUGUUAUUGCAUCAUGGUGAAAACUAAGCUGGAAUUGGAUGCACCGACUAUUGUGUGCCGCAUUUGUCUUCAAAGCGGAGAAACGGGAGAAGAAAUGGCAUCUAUCUUCGACAAGGAUGCGGACUCGGUAUACCUAUACAAGAAAAUUGAGCGUUGUGGAGGCAUAAAGAUCCUUACCGAGCCGAAACUUCCUGCAAACAUAUGCAAGAAGUGCAACGCUUUUCUUAUAAUUGCUCAUAAAUUUCGAAUUAUAUGCAAAAAUUCCGACAAUUAUUUACGAAAAUUUGUCUGCAAAUCCUCUAAACCCAACAAAAAUGAAGAAAACCAGCCGGAAUACAUCCAGGAAUACAGUAAAAAAAAACCUGUAAAAACAGAAGUACUAAAUGCUAAAGCACCCACCGUUAAUGAAUCGCAACAUGAUAUUAACUAUGAAGAGGUAGUCAUUUACUCAGAAGAGUUCAUGCUUGAUGAAGGAGUGGAUGACGAUUUAAUUAUCGAAGAUUAUGGCGAUAGUUCACAAGAAUCUCAGGAUCAACUCCAACCGAUGUCCACUUUCGGAACACCAGAAAAAGGAAAUUGCGAAAAAAUAACUGAACAAAAUAAAAUUAAGAAAGAGAAACAGAUUCAUAUUUGUGAAAUCUGCGGCAAUAUAUAUCCCCGAAACUAUGAGCUUCAGGUGCAUAUGAGGCGUCAUCGAAAUGAGCGCAUCUACGAAUGCGAAAUUUGUGGUAAUUCGUUUCAUCUUAAUUCUGAAUUGACUCGACACAUACGCACACAUACUGGAGAGCGACCGUACGCGUGCCGAUAUUGCGAACGUACAUUCUCUUCUCGCUCCUCUAGGAUUGAUCAUGAGAGGGUGCACCGAAAUGAACGGCCUUACAAUUGCGAUAUCUGUGGCAAAAAUUUCUCCUAUUCAAGUGUUUUAAAAUCGCAUAAGCUAACACACACUGGCGAAAAACUAUUUAGCUGCGGCAUUUGUGGUAAACGCUUUACACGAGGUCACCAUCUGCGGGCGCACUUGGAGACACUGCAGCAUCAAAAUGAUCCCCGUUCCAAAGAGCUUAUUAAGCAAAUUAAGCGCCAAGAACUUAGCAAUGUAUGAAAAUGUUCCACUAUUUCUUCUGGUAUAUUUGGUAUACAUUUGAUAAACAUAUGUACAUAUAUGUUUUUUCUAAUUUUAAAUAUUGAUUGCCCGUAAAAUAUUAAAUUAAUACAUUCUAAGUUUAAAAGCAGUAAUAUAAAUAAGUUAAGGAAGCAUCCCUCUAACUUACCCUCAAUAAACAAUAAAAAAAUGUAGAUUUAUUAUUGGCUGCAUUUUUAAUUUAUUUUAAUUGAACGUAUAUAGGGUCCUCACAAAUUAUUUAACUGUUUUUUCUCAGAUUUACGGAUAUUUUGUUUUUGUGAAUUCAACCAAUAAAAAUAACACUAUUUGUAAAUAAAACUGACAACUAUCAAAGACACGAGAUCGGUGUGAAGACAUAGUGUAAGAAGUUUGGUUUUCUUAAAUUUUUCCCUCUGAGCUCCUCCGUCGGGGAAAAUUCCACAACAAAUGAGACGAUUUUUUACCAGAGAUCGGGAAAAUAACCAUCGACUUUUUAUGGCGUUUAUCACUGACACAAACACAAACCUCUCAAGCAAAAUGUGUUUCUCACCGUGGCAAAUCUCUGUGUUUUCUACUGUGGGUUAUUUAUAAUUUAGAAAUAACAUACAUACCGAUUUCUAAGUCUUUAUUAUU
Rhagoletis pomonella (apple maggot) is the source of this 2080-nucleotide messenger RNA. Its product is annotated as zinc finger protein 675-like. The transcript has 5 exons. Gene Ontology annotation, biological process: regulation of transcription by RNA polymerase II. Lineage: Eukaryota; Metazoa; Arthropoda; Insecta; Diptera; Tephritidae. Gene Ontology annotation, molecular function: DNA-binding transcription factor activity, RNA polymerase II-specific; zinc ion binding; RNA polymerase II cis-regulatory region sequence-specific DNA binding. Gene Ontology annotation, cellular component: nucleus. The record is from RefSeq and is a predicted model, not a curated record. The coding region runs from base 359 to 1447 and encodes 362 amino acids.